Messenger RNA from Eutrema salsugineum, 866 nucleotides. Its product is annotated as 50S ribosomal protein L10, chloroplastic. The coding region runs from base 82 to 744 and encodes 220 amino acids. The record is from RefSeq and is a predicted model, not a curated record. Gene Ontology annotation, cellular component: large ribosomal subunit. The transcript has a single exon. Gene Ontology annotation, molecular function: structural constituent of ribosome. Gene Ontology annotation, biological process: translation. NCBI's taxonomy places the organism in Eukaryota, Viridiplantae, Streptophyta, Magnoliopsida, Brassicales, Brassicaceae.
UGAAAAAAAAAAACAAUUCGUUGUCUAUCUCCUCCCUCAACCCCAGAAGAUAAACAGUCUCCUCAUCUUCUUUGAGCAAAAAUGGAAGUCGCUCUUCUCUCCUUCUCUUCUUCCUUGUCUCCUCUCUGCCACAACCGAACUUUAACCUUACAACCCAGAAUCUCCAAAUCUUCAAACCACCCUCGUCUCCCGGUCAUCAGAUCCGCCGUGUCUCGUACCAAAAAGGAAGAAACCGUCGAGACCGUCAAGUCCCAUCUCGAGAACUGCCACCUCCUCGCCGCCAUCAACUACAAAGGCCUCACCGUGAAGCAGUUCCAAGACCUCCGGAGAACUCUCCCCGACACGACAAAGCUCGUCGUCGCCAAGAACACUUUGGUCAUCAAGGCCAUCGAAGGCACCAAAUGGGAAGCUCUCAAGCCUUGUAUGAAAGGCAUGAAUGCUUGGCUCUUUGUCCAAACCGAUGAAAUCCCUUCCGCCAUCAAACCCUACCGGACUUUCCAGAAGGAGCGCAAGCUCGAAGACAAUGACUUUGCCGGUGCCGUCUUCGAAGGUAAGUUUUACGCUCCCGACAAUUUCAAGGCUCUCGAGACCAUGCCUACUCGCGCUGAGAUCUACGCUAAGAUGCUCGGAGCUCUGCAAAGUCCGGCCAUUAAUCUCGUCUCUACUUUACAAGCACCGGCGAUUGAAGUUAUCAUGGUGCUCAAGGCUUAUGUCAAGAAGUUGGAAGACGAGAGUAAUGCAUAGUUGAAGUAAAAGCUGUACUAAAUCUCAGAAGAGAAUGUAAUGUACCCGCAAAGCAAUUCAAUUUUUUGUUUAAGACUCGAGCAGCAACUAUUAUUACAGGCAUUGGGUUUUAUUGAAAUGUU